Molecule: messenger RNA, 4908 nt
Organism: Lodderomyces beijingensis
Lineage: Eukaryota; Fungi; Ascomycota; Pichiomycetes; Serinales; Debaryomycetaceae
Source: the annotation of a GenBank genome assembly
AUGCCGUUUACGAGCAAGAUCAAGCAGACUUUCCUCAAACCGGUCCAUGAAACCUUGAGCCAUUUGAGCGGAUCAGCCAAUGUGAGUGAAGGCGAAGAUGAAGGUGCACAACCUUUGCAGCAGCAGCAGCAGCAGCAACAACAUGUUGAAGACGGGGAAGGUGCCUCUGGGGCCGAACACUCGCACAAAAACAGGGAGCCUUCCACAAGCGAUGGCCGGGCCAUUAAUAAUAAUAAUAAUAAGAUGCAUCAUCAAGGGGGUAGUCACAGUAGCGGAAAGGUCGCUGAUGAAUACGAUGCACACAACGGCAGGGGCAUCGACAAAGAUGGAGAGAAGGAAAAAGAGGCAGCUUCACCAAAGGGCUCGAUCUUUGACCCCAAUUUGAGGCGGCGCAGCUCAGAGGACACAGAUGAAGAUACCGCUAAACCGUAUGGAGACUGGUCAGACACAAAUUUCUUCUCGUCGUUUUUGAACAACACGUCCCUCUGUUCCGGGUUUGGCUCUAUUGGCAACCUCCGCAAACUCAACUUUGACGAUCUUUUGAAAAGAAAGGAUGACGACGACGUGGACGAGCACGAAAUGGUGAAGGACCACCUGAGCAAGAGCGAGCACCCUCACAUUCAGAAGUUCCAAGAAAAGUUGGAAAACCUCAAACCAAAUGGGUUGCUAGAACACUCGAUCCACCCUCGCCAAGAUAGUGGCGACUUUGAGCACAAGGCCCACCCGGUGUAUGCAAAGCACAUGAAAAAGGACCUUCAUGGUGGAAGCACUGACAAUUUGAGCGAUGAAGAACUGAGCGAAACCGAGGACGAUUCCGAAGGAGGCGAGGACGAGGAAGAAGAAGAAGAAGAAGAGUUUUUGGCCAACAGACUCACUCCUUCAUCGACAAAAGCGACACUAAGUCUGACACUGAAUGAACAGUUUCCCACAAAGACAACUCCGAGUGCUGAAGAUGCGACAGACACCCUGACAACGUCCAAUGUUACUUCGUACUCUACUAUCGAUGCUGGGGAGGCAGAGUCUCCGCUGAAUGAAAAAGCGCACACCACUGUUAAAGUCGAUUCCCAGCCGCCUGGUUUGACUGAGGAGCAGAACUUGACUCCGCUUCAAAAGUCGGUAAUUCAAAACUUGGAUCCCCAGUCUAUCCGAGAAGGAGUGCUCAUCAAAAUCAAGCACAAGAGUGAAGAUGAAACAACUCCCGACCUCACCGAAUCCAAAAGAAAACUACGCUAUACAAUCGCUGAGAAAUUGAAACGCACCUUCCACUUGAAAGACAACGAUAUCUUUUAUGGAAACUAUAGCGCAUGGUUAGUGAAAGAUGUCUUGCUACAGGGCCACUUGUACCUCACUAAAGACGCGUUGCUUUAUUUUGCGUUUCUACCCAAACGGUACAGUUUGGAGGGCUCGGCCGAAGUUCAAAACUUGGAAGAUCCGUCAAAUAUAGUAUGCAAGGGAAACUUGGGGAUGAAGACUGGCAAGUUUGGCGAUGCCACAUUUUCCACUGUUCUCACCCACCGGUACUGGUCUAUAUUGAGACCAGAAACACUUACCGUGUACAGCUCUUCCACCGAUUUGUAUUUCCCGAUAUUGGUGAUUGACCUAAGAACUUGUUUAUAUGCAGAGGUCAUUGACAAGUAUAAAUAUAAAGAUGCCUCCACACCAGUUUCUAGAAGUGGUUUAACUUCGGGAUGGUCGUCGCCGCCGGCGCAUUUGAUUGAAGACUCGGCCUCGGCCUCGGCAUCCGACUUGAAAUCUAUGUUUAGUGAUGAAUCUAUUGGUGCUACCGAGGAUUCCAUGGAAGUAAAGAGCACCAAUGUGUGGUUCAAGUUGGCAACAAAAAGGAAAACCUACAAGUUCCAAUGCGACAAUUUGUACUCGGCCCGACGGUGGUGCAGCAACUUGACCAAAUUGAUUUUCCAGUUGAAUAAUGCCAACUUGAGCGGUGAGGUGUUGGUCAAGAUCCCCAUUGCAAACAUUAUUGAAUUCAAAAAGAGGAGUAUAUUUGAUGAGGAAGUAGAAGACACGGUAGAAGAAGACGCCAACGACACUCCGUUGAGUUUGAGUAUCAAGUAUCAUGCCAACGACGUUGUUGAAAAACGAAAGCGGGAUAAACUCAAGGAAAAGAUAAAGAAUGAGGCUGACGACACGGCCGAGGUGUAUUUUUUGUUCCCCAAAAACGGCUCAGAUUUGUUUAGUUCUUUCGAAGAAGCUUUCCAGAAUUCUGCAAACAUCAGUGCUCUUGCAAGGGGAAACAACUCCUUGCUCAAUUCCGUGAGAAAGGAGAGGACAGACUUGGAAAAAUCCAUUUCAACAUUGACUCCGUCGUCGAAUAAAUUGGUCAAGGCAGUCAUUGACAGCAAUACCCCCGAGUUUGGCAAGCCACAUGAUGAAUCCGCAUUGCGGAAAUUUGGCAAAUCGUUGGCCAGACCAAAGAUGCUCCUCAAACCAUCAUCGCCGAGCAACCUGGGAUCGAUAGACCGAGUAAUGACUGAUCAUCUCGAUGAAGAAAAGAGCCACAUUUCCUUACCGAUUGCACUCUCCGAGAGAAGCUUGCGCAAGUUGGAGAUUUCUUUUGAAACAACUUUCAAGAAUUUGCAAGACGCUUCCACAAGGUAUGAGCAAAGUGGGCAAAUUGUUUCAGCAAUCGAUGAUUUGCCGCUCCCGUCGAAUUUGCCCGACAAGUACAGCAGAAAGAACCAGAGCCUCCUUAGUAAAAAAAUCAAGGCACUCUCAUCCUUUGGCACGAAAUUUUCGGCUAAUCCACUUCACUAUGUAGUGGAGGACCACUAUUACGUUGCCAACAAAGAGGAACGCAAUUUUGCAUUGAAACAUUUCCACGAGCAUUUUUCUUUAUUCAACUCGCAGCUUGUGGCCUCAUAUUAUUGCCACGUCAUGCGUGGAGUUCCUAUUUAUGGUAAAUUGUAUGUGUCAGACUAUGAGAUUUGCUUCAGGAGUUUGCUUCCAGGAGUUGCCACAAAGAUGAUCAUCCCAAUGAUGGACAUUGAAAGCGUAGAUGCCACCGAGGGGUCCAGACUCAACUAUUCUGGAGCCAAAAUCGUGGUGCAAGGAGUGGAGGAAAUGUUGAUUGAAUUUGCCUAUGCUAGGUCGAGAGACGACUUUAUUGAUGUCGCUUUGACCAUUUUGGACAAGCUUCACAAGAACGAUGGCUUUCGACCCAAGCCGCACCAGUGGGGCAGCAACUACAACGUCGAGCUAGCAAAGACCCGCAUGGAGUAUAGUGAGUCGGAAAGACGCAGUAUCGAACAAGAUCAGGACAAUAAAAGGGAAUUGCAAUUGGCAGAGCAAAGAGUCGCCAUGGCCAGAAUCAAAAUGUUUGAAGAUCGACUCAAUGCCGCUUCUGGUUUGGAUGUCCCCAUUGUCUUGGAGGAUUCCCCCUUUUUCCAAACUGAAAUGAAACCAUCGACGUCUUACAAGAUUACCCUUCUCACCAUUGGCUCGCGUGGAGACGUGCAGCCAUACAUUGCCUUGGGGGUGGGUUUACAAAAAGAAGGACACACAGUCACCAUUGCCACGCACAGCGAGUUUCAAGAGUGGAUAGAAAAACACGGGCUCAGGUUUAAGGAGAUUGCCGGUGAUCCUGGUGAGUUGAUGUCAUUCAUGGUUGGACACAGCACCAUGUCCGUUUCCUUUUUAAAAGACGCCCAGGCAAAGUUUAAAAAUUGGAUAAAAAAAUUGUUAACUACAAGUUGGGAAGCAUGUCAAGGGACAGAAAUACUUAUUGAGAGUCCGUCUGCAAUGGCAGGGAUACAUAUCGCCGAGGCUCUUGUUAUCCCUUAUUUCAGGGCUUUUACGAUGCCAUGGACCAGAACCAGAGCUUACCCGCAGGCCUUUUUCGUUCCAGAACAGAAAAAGGGAGGUUCAUACAAUUAUCUCACACACGUUAUUUUCGAAAACAUUUUUUGGAAAGGUAUACAGGGCCUUGUCAAUCGCUGGCGACUAGCCGAGCUCGAUUUACCAAAGACCAACUUGUUUCGAAUGCAGCAGACAAAGGUGCCCUUUUUGUACAAUGUUUCCCCCUGUGUGAUGCCACCGGCUAACGAUUUCCCUAGCUGGGUUAAAGUAACCGGAUAUUGGUUUUUGGACGAAGGUGGCAAGGAGUAUAGCCCACCUAAGGAACUACUCGACUUCAUGGCGCAGGCUGUUGCCGAUGACAAGAAAAUCGUCUACAUUGGGUUUGGUUCAAUUGUUGUUAAUGAUGCGGCGUCGUUGACAAAGGCCAUUGUAGAAGCCGUGUUGGAAGCAGACGUUCGUUGUAUUUUGAACAAGGGUUGGUCCGAUCGAGAAAACAAGGACAAGAACAAGAUCGAGGUGGACUUGCCUCCUGAAGUUUACAACUCCGGGUCUGUGCCGCAUGACUGGUUGUUUCCAAGAGUUGAUGCUGCCGUGCACCAUGGUGGUUCGGGAACCACCGGUGCAACGUUGAAGGCAGGAACUCCAAGUAUCAUCAAGCCAUUUUUUGGAGACCAAUUUUUCUACGCGCAAAGAAUCGAGGAUAUGGGUGUGGGAAUAUCGUUGAGGAAAUUGACAAAAAAAUCCUUGGCUGGGGCACUAAACACGGUAACUGAAGAUUUGAACAUAGUCAACAAGGCAAAAAAAGUGAGCCACCAGAUUAACCAGGAGAAGGGAGUGUUGACUGCAAUUGAGGCCAUGUACUUGGAGUUGGAGUACACACGAAACUUGACCAUGGUCAAGGAGAUCCACAAUCAAAACUAUAAACGUCAUCAUCCUGACUUUAGAUCCGGAACAACAACCGCUGAGGUAUCUGAAGACGAAGAAGAAGAUGAAGAAGAAGAUUCCGAUGAAGAUGAGGAUGAAGAUGAAGAUGGCAAAGAAGAUGAAGAUGAGGAUACCGAUACCGAUACUGAUGCUAAUAAUCAUGAAAAAUAG